This is a messenger RNA of Protobothrops mucrosquamatus (brown spotted pit viper), 5113 nucleotides long. RefSeq names its product NIMA related kinase 1 (gene NEK1). The transcript has 34 exons. The record is from RefSeq and is a predicted model, not a curated record. Gene Ontology annotation, molecular function: ATP binding; protein kinase activity. NCBI's taxonomy places the organism in Eukaryota, Metazoa, Chordata, Lepidosauria, Squamata, Viperidae. The coding region runs from base 222 to 3962 and encodes 1246 amino acids. Gene Ontology annotation, biological process: protein phosphorylation.
AGCAACGCGAAAGAGGUGGGACCGAAGGUUGAGGCUCGAUUGAAGUAGUUGAAGAACGAGAUGGACUCUCAAAUGAGGUUGUGCAAAGACGCGGGAGGCUUCUUGUAGCGGGACUCGGAUGGCUUUUCUCACGUUACAACAGAUUUGAUAUUUGUUCCGUGGUGGAUGCUCCGCUCACGGUUGUUGCCUUCUUAUGAAUAAGGAUGCCUUAAAAAGCUACUAUGGACAAAUAUGUUAAGGUGCAAAAGAUUGGUGAAGGAUCUUUUGGAAAAGCAAUUCUGGUUAAAGCAAAGGAAAAUGGCAAACAAUAUGUUAUUAAGGAAAUUAACAUAUCCAAGAUGUCAAAUAAAGAAAGAGAAGAAUCAAGAAGAGAAGUUGCUGUUUUGGCAAAUAUGAAACAUCCGAAUAUUGUUUUGUACAGAGAAUCAUUUGAAGAAGCUGGCUGUCUUUAUAUAGUAAUGGAUUAUUGUGAAGGCGGAGAUCUGUUUAAAAAAAUUAAUGCACAAAAAGGAGUCUUUUUUUCAGAAGACCAGAUCAUGGAUUGGUUUGUACAAAUAUGUUUAGCACUGAAGCACGUACAUGAUAGAAAAAUUUUGCAUCGAGAUAUAAAAUCACAGAAUAUAUUUUUAACCAAAGAUGGAACAAUACAGUUGGGAGACUUUGGAAUAGCUAGAGUUCUGAAUAGUACCGUGGAACUUGCUCGAACUUGUAUAGGAACACCAUAUUACUUGUCACCAGAAAUCUGUGAGAAUAAACCUUACAAUAAUAAAAGUGACAUGUGGGCCCUUGGGUGUGUUCUUUAUGAAAUGUGUACAUUGAAACAUGCAUUUGAAGCUGGUAAUAUGAAAAAUUUAGUUCUCAAAAUAAUCUCUGGAUCAUUUCCUCCUGUUUCUACACGUUAUUCCCAUGAACUCCGGAGUCUGAUUUCACAAUUAUUUAAAAGAAAUCCAAGGGAUCGACCAUCUGUCAACUCCAUAUUGGAGAAAAUGUUUAUAGUUAAACGCAUUGAAAAAUUUCUUACACCACAGCUUAUUGCAGAGGAAUUCAGCCAUAAAAUGUUUCAGAAGUUUGGACCUCAUCCUGGACCAGCGAAGAGACCAGCCCAAGGACAAAACUUAGCCUCUGCUGCACCUGCUCACAAAAUUACUAAACCUGCUGCUAAAUACGGAGUGCCUUUAAUACUUAAGAAAUCUGAGGAUUCAGCUAAGAAAUUCUGUGAGAAGCCUAUAACUAAAUGUAGACAGGGCCCCCCACCUCCAUUGAAGAAAGGAAAACUACUAGACGAAAGGAGGAAAAUGUUUGAGGAAGCAAUUAAAAAGAAAAGGCUAGAGGAAAAACAACAGCGUGAGCAGAUCAGUUAUAUGAAGGUUGAGCAAAUGAGAAGACUUGAAAAGGAAAGGAUGGAACGAAUAAACAGAGCCAGAGAGCAAGGAUGGAGAAAUGUUCUCAGCAUAGGUGGAAGUAGUGAAAUCAAGGCUCAAUAUUUUGGUGGGGGAGGAGCUAUUGUGCCUUUACCUGUUCCUGGUCGAGGACCAUAUGAACACUACCAUGCUAUUUUUGAUCAGAUACAGCAACAAAAAGAAAAUCUUAAAAUAGAAGGAAAAGAUGUAAAGUUGAAUGAAAAGCCUGGUCUAGAGCCUAGUCAACGAGGAUCUCCAACUGGAGUUCAUGCAGGAAUUCAUAAUGGGCCUGCAGCUUACCAUCAUUCAUCUGAUGCUGAUGCUAUUAGGAAAGGAAUGAAAAGAUUGGAGGAGGUCUCUAGACAAGCCAAUGCAAACAGGCAAAAAGGAUGGAUAGCUGCAGAAAGAGCUAAACAAGUUGAAGAAUUCUGGCAACGGAAGCGAGAAGCCAUGCAAAACAAAGCCCGCGCUGAAGGACAUAUGGAAUACUUGGCAAGACUGAGGCAAAUUAGACUUCUAAACUUUAAUGAACGUCAACAAAUAAAAGCAAAACUUCGUGGAGAAAAGAAUGAAAACAGUGGUUCUUCUGUCCAUGAAAUAAAUGAAGAAACAGAAUUAAGGCGUAAAAAAAUUGAAGCACUAAAGGCACAAGCAAAUGCCCGGGCUGCAGUCCUGAAAGAGCAGUUAGAACGAAAGAGAAAAGACGCAUAUGAAAGAGAGAGGAAAGCUUGGGAAGAGCAUCUGGUGUCCAAAGGGAUAAAAACUCCAGUGGGAGCUUCAGAAUUAAGUCCUACGCAUACUAAGCAGGAGGAAAGUUCUCCUACUAGACUAAAGCUCAAUUCACCGCAAAUCAUCACAAUGACAUCAGCUUUGAAGGAAGUGGGUGUAGAUGAACAUGCAGUACUUGUCCAGGAAGGUUUAGGGGAUAUUAAACCUGAUGUUUCUAUACAUAACAAACGAGAAAUACUUCGAAGGCUGAAUCAAAAUCUUAAAGCACAUGAAGAUAUGAAAGAGAAAAGGGAGCCUGAAGACAUCUCUGAAAUCCCUGUGGCUGGCGAGAAUCAUCACCUACAAGUAGUAAUAUGUCCAGUUACAGCUGAUCGCAAGAAAUGGGAAACAGGAGCAGAGUUUGUGGUUCCACUAGCACAAUUAACAAUGGAAGAAUCCUUCUCUCGAACAGAAGCACAAACAUUUGGAGAAGUUAUUAAGUUAGAUGUUGCUGAACCCCAGCGAAAAGUUUGGGAUAAUAGCUCUAUUGAUUUUGUACUGAAGAAACUUGGGGAAGCUGAAUUACAGCUUGAAACUGAUCUGAUGGAUAACUUAAAUAUUACCAGUGAAGUGUCAAAGACAACUUUAACAGUAGGAAAAAGCGAUGAUACUAGAGCAGUAAUUUCUGUUGAAGGAAAAUCAUCUAUUGAAGCUGAUAAUAAUGAAAAUAUGGCAAAAGCAAGACUUCAUGGAUCUGAGUUAGCCCAUUUAUCACCUGAACCUACUCUGAUGGAAGAUGAUUUGGAAGCAGAAUUUCUAGAAGAAACCCAAAGAAACAAAUGUCAAACAGAUAUAUUUCCUGUUGCUGAAGUGUGGGUUAAUGAAGGAAAAGAAAAGGAAACAAUGUCAGAAGUUCAUACUGAUAAUUGUCACUAUGACGACAACAAAGAUCUUGCUAUAGAAGAUGGAAUUCAUAAAAAAAUGCCAAUCCAUGAUGAACCAUCAGUAGAGACCAACAGCCCUGCCCUACCUGAACCCUUUUUUCAGAAGGUCCAGGAACACCAAGCAAGACUAGUAGCUUUUCCAGUUCUUUCAGCACAGUCUUCCUUUGAAGAUUCUCUUCCUACAAGGUCAUGCUCUGUAUCACCAGAGAAAACAAAAGGCAAAAAUUCAGUGUUGAUAGGGCUUUCUACAGGUCUGUUUGAUGCAAACAACCCAAAGUUGCUGAGGACAUGUUCUCUUCCAGAUCUUUCAAAAUUAUAUAGAACAUUAGUUGAUGUUCCCAGUGUUGCUGAUGUCCAAAAUCAAGAGAAUCUUGAAAUUGAUGAUGUGGAAGAUGUACCAAUUAAAGAACAUUCAGAUUCUGAAGAAAUUAUUUUUGGGGAGACAGAUACAGAUUUGCAAGAGCUUCAGGCAUCGAUGGAGCAGUUACUUCGAGAGCAACCCAGUGAUGAAUUUAGUGAGGAGGAAGAAACAACAUUAAAAGCUGAAUGCCAAGAAAAUGAUACAGAGGUGGAGGAAGAUGGCAACAAUUUCAGUAGUGAGAGUGCUUUUAAUGAAGAAUGGCAUUCAGACAAUAGCGAUGGUGAUAAUGCCAGCGAAUGUGAGGAAUAUAAUAGUGUGUUCAGUCAUCUAGAAGAACUGAGAUAUAACCUGGAGAGAGAAAUAGGUUUUGAAAAAUUCAUCAAAAUUUAUGAAGAAAUAAAGGCUAUACAUGAAGAUGAAGAUGAAAGCAUUGAUACUUGUUCAACAAUAGUUCAAAAUAUUUUAGGAAAUGAACAUAAACAUCAGUAUGCUAAAAUUCUCCAUUUAGUAAUGGCAGAUGGAGCAUACCAGGAAGACAAUGAUGAAUAAUACGUUUUGGUGACAUUCUAAGCAAAAGCAGAUGUAUGAAUUUUAUUCUGUAAUAACAAACUGUACAACCAAAAUAACACUUUAUUGGGAUAGACUUAAAAUCUUCUUGGUAGCAUGAAGAAAAUGGAAAAAGCACGCCUCUUUUCACCAUUUUAUAAAUAUCUGUUGAUAUAUAGCUUCAUUCCUUCAGUAACACAUUGAAGGCUGUGUUCUAUUUAAAAUGAAUUACAAGGAAUAGAAAGACUGACUCAGAAAUAAUUUACCAUUUGAAAGUAUCAAGUAUGAAGAUGCUGAUUAUAUAGUAGCUAAGUAAAGCAGUAAAAAGGAACAAACAAAACAAUAUAUUUUUGUUUAAACAACCUUGACUGCUGUUGGUGGAAUUUUUAAAAAUGACUUUGUUUUCUGUUUAGAAUGACAAUUUUUCAGUAAUACUACUUGAUUUUAAGUGCAUACAAUAUGGAAGUAAUUUCCCUGAAAUUAGUAGAACAUUUUACAUGCAUUUAAUAGAAACUUUUUUUUCAUUUUGCUGUAGAAUAUGUGUAAAAUUAUUUACAAUUCUCAGUAUUUAUGUCCUAAUCAGUUUAUCAUCUUUCUCUUUGAAAUCCCUCAACUCAGUUUCAAUAUUAUUUUUCUCAGCUUGCAGCAAGUGAUUUUCCACUAUAAAUCAAAGGAGCUUUCAGGAUGAGGUUUUCUUUAAAUUAGAGUACUGUGUACACAGCUAAGUCUGCUGCUUUUUUGUUUCCCUGUAACAAGAUCAUCAUAACAGAAACAAAUGUAAUAUUGCUGUUGUUUUGAAAGUUAAAUGCAUAUUCUACAGCUGGGUUGUUUAAAAGGGAGAAGCUGGAUUUUAUUUCCUCUGCUUCUCACUGAAAAGUAAUUCUUUAAUGGGGAGAGAGAAUUUCUGCAAGAUGAUGAAUCAAAGCAUUUAUUGUAUGUAACAGAUAGUAUUGACCAGCUGAAUCAGCUAUAUAACAAUGGUUUAUGUUGAAAAUAUAAUUCUGUAUUUCCUGACUAACAAUGGAAAGUGGAAUGUAUAUAAACAUAAAAUUAAAUUUUUAAGGUAAUUCUAAUUAUAUGAAAUAAAUAUUGAAGGUGUUGUUUGUAUUAUAGUUUGGAUUUUCUUGAUUUAUGCAGCUAAUGGAUUUCCAUGU